This is a messenger RNA of Trichechus manatus latirostris (Florida manatee), 2353 nucleotides long. It is a transcript of the gene CXCR1, whose product is annotated as C-X-C motif chemokine receptor 1. The transcript has 3 exons. Bases 143 to 1219 code for a protein of 358 amino acids. Gene Ontology annotation, biological process: positive regulation of cytosolic calcium ion concentration; neutrophil chemotaxis; immune response. Gene Ontology annotation, molecular function: interleukin-8 binding; C-X-C chemokine receptor activity; C-C chemokine binding. NCBI's taxonomy places the organism in Eukaryota, Metazoa, Chordata, Mammalia, Sirenia, Trichechidae. Gene Ontology annotation, cellular component: membrane; external side of plasma membrane. The record is from RefSeq and is a predicted model, not a curated record.
ACUUCUACUCUCUGAGCUGCGGGCUCUUGCGGUUGGACACACCUGGCCAGUGCCUCAGGUUUUAAGCAGGGGUAAAGAAGACUCAGGAAGGACAUAGGAGGGAAAAUAACAUAGAAAGAGACCGCUAGGAACAGACCAGACCAUGGCUGAUAUCACAGAAAACAUAUGGAAUAUUACUGAUCUAUGGGAGUUGUUUGAUGGAGUUUUAAAUUUCACUGGCAUGCCACCCUUAGAAGAAGAUGUUGUCCCUUGUAACACAGAAACUGAGACACUCAACAAGUAUGUUGUGGUCACCAUUUAUGCUCUGGUGUUCCUGCUGAGCCUGCUGGGAAAUUCCCUGGUGAUGCUGGUCAUCUUAUACAACCAGGUCAGCCGCUCUGUCACGGAUGUCUACCUGCUGAAUCUGGCGAUAGCUGACCUGUUAUUUGCCCUGACACUGCCCAUUUGGGCUGCUUCCAAGGAGAAUGGCUGGACUUUUGGCACACCGCUAUGCAAAGUGGUCUCGCUCCUGAAGGAAGUCAACUUCUACAGUGGUAUUCUACUGCUGGCAUGCAUCAGCGUGGAUCGUUACCUGGCCAUUGUCCAUGCCACACGCACGCUGACCCAGAAGCGCCACUUGGUCAAGUUCAUAUGUCUGGGCAUCUGGGUACUGUCUCUGAUUCUGUCCCUGCCCUUUUUCCUUUUCCGCCAGGCCUAUCGUCUUCCCUAUUCCAGCCUCAUAGUCUGCUAUGAGGACAUUGGGAACAAUACAGAAAAAUGGAGGCUGGUGCUCCGGAUCCUGCCUCAGACCUUUGGCUUCAUCCUGCCGCUGCUAGUCAUGGUAUUCUGCUAUGGUUUCACCCUGCGCACACUGCUGGAGGCCCACAUGAAGCAGAAGUACCGGGCGAUGCAGGUCAUCUUUGUUGUCGUACUCGUCUUCCUGCUUUGCUGGCUGCCCUACAACCUGGUUCUGGUCACAGACACCCUGAUGAGGACUGGGGUGAUCAAGGAGACCUGUGAGCGUCGAAACGACGUUGGCCGGGCCCUGGAUGCCACUGAGAUUCUUGGCUUCCUCCACAGCUGCCUCAACCCCAUCAUCUAUGCCUUUAUUGGCCAGAAUUUUCGCAAUGGAUUCCUCAAGAUCCUGGCUGCCCGUGGCCUGGUUAGCAAGGACUUCUUGGCACGUCAUCGCAUUACCUCCUAUACUUCUUCCUCUAUCAAUGUCCCUGCAAACCUCUGAAACCAUCAGUCAAAGAAUGUUUCAUCUUCAUAAGGAAAUGAAAUGAUAACCAUCACCCCAGAGGGUGAGUGGUCUGGCUGUGGAGAGAUACUAUCUGGGUUUGGCAGAGAGGCGAUAGAAUGUGUGGAAGUUAGAGAUUGGUGUCUUCAUGGGCCAAGUCCACUUUCUAAGGAUGUGCUGAGAUACUACUAAGGAGGAACCUUGACACCUCCAUGAAAAGGAUGUGUCAUAAUUUCUGCUGAACUCUUGCAUCUUUGACUUGCUUGCUUGGUAAUUACCAUGGCCACAUCUGAAACCUGAAUCUGCCAUUAGAACAAAGAGUUGGAACUGAAGCUGUUUCCUUAUGUGGGCUCGAUUGUCUUGUUGACUCUCCCCAAAACAUCACCUCAACCCUGAGCAUUAUACCAACUUUCCCACUAGGCUGUUUGGCAGCACUUCGUCCUCUGAUCAGAGCUGAUGGAAAUGUUUUCUCAUUUUGGGUAGUGUCUGCUGGGGACAUUGAGGCAGGUGCUACCUAAACAUCAAACCACCACAUGGUCUUGUGAUGCAGUUUUGAAAACAUUUUCCUCUUGGGAGUGAUGGGUGGACAAAGGGAGAGAGGGGUUGGGAAGGCAGAACUCUUGCAAGAGGGUCGCCUUUGUCCCAUAACAAACAUUGUACGCAGAAUGUGUUGGGCGCCAUUUGUGCAUGAGGCCAUGCUGUGCCUUAUAUGGAACAAGAUGAGCAGCUUUUAGCCUUUUCCCUCUUGGAGCUUCUGGUCUGAUAUGGACCAUCAGCAACUUCACAAACCCAUACAGAGUCAUCAAUCGGCUGGACGGUUAUAUUUUUCUAAUAAAUUUCUGUUCCAUAUUGGCCCUUCUGGAAGAACCUUUGUUGUGACAUAGAGUAAGUUUUGUGUGUGGUGGUGUUGGCUGUUCCUGCAGUAGAAUGGGGGCAGCACCCAAAGAAGAGUCACCUGUCUGGGUUGAUGGGCAGUGUUCCCUGGGGCUUUAACUCCUGCUAGAACAGACUCUUGGGGGCACAUAAACUCCUUUUCCAGGCUCCCUUAUAUUAGCUUCCUGGCCCUCCAAAUAAUCCCAUAGUACCUCACAGUCUCCCCUUUGCAACACUCAGCACACUUUAUUUCAGUUAUUU